Molecule: messenger RNA, 4205 nt
Organism: Drosophila yakuba
Lineage: Eukaryota; Metazoa; Arthropoda; Insecta; Diptera; Drosophilidae
Gene: TTLL4A
Product: tubulin polyglutamylase TTLL4
Exons: 12
Coding region: 550-3888 (1112 amino acids)
Biological process (GO): microtubule cytoskeleton organization; protein polyglutamylation
Cellular component (GO): cilium
Molecular function (GO): tubulin binding; tubulin-glutamic acid ligase activity
Source: RefSeq, a predicted model, not a curated record
AACUGUGCACAUGGAUAUUCUGUUCUUCAAUAAAACAGUAGUUUAGUUUUUUGUUGUCAUAGGCUGUGAAAAGUUUUAGUGAAAGUUUAAGAAUUUCACGCUUAACUGGAAACUACCAAAUAAACCAAAAUAUUUAUAGACAAAAUUGUGCAUUUGCUAUUAGUUAAAUAUAUUUUUUUGCCUCCAUUUACAUACAUUUACCAGGCGCAUUUUUCGUGCUGGCAAUGUAAUCACACCGAGCUGAAGACAAGUGCCAGUGACCUAGAUUUUGGGAGUCCUGCGCUUGGGUAGAGUAACGACACCACCACCGCCACCGCAAUCCUGCUCCGUGCCCGUUAAUCCUUCCAGCUGCAGCAACAAAGUAAAGGUCACAAAUCGCGAGGCAAAUAUGAUUAAUCCGCAUCCGUAAUCUUACGUCCAAAUCCGAUCAAAAAUCAUUCACAGCAUUUAAAACUUGUUGUAGGCCUUUUUUGGGUUAGCGGAGUCAGAGAUCACAACGAGCUUAGUGUACCCCUCAACAAAUAUAUGACUGGGUGACCAGGAUCUGACAUGCGUAACAACAGUGGCUAUAAUAUCCCAGCCAGCAACAGUCUGAACAACAAUGGAGGCGCCGCGCCACGUUACUGCAAUGCGGACAAUACGUUUUGCUACUACAGCUACGAUAACUGCAACCUGAUCGCUCCAGCGUGGUGCAAUCGCCAGAACCAGAAUCAAAAUCCAGUGCCCAACCAGAACCACAAUCUGCCGACAAAGAGAAUUCCCACCAAGCAUGCGAACAGAUCGAGCUACCUUCAAUCGGCGGCCAAUUCGGCGCCGGAUUCAUCACUGUUUACCGAUGCAUUUGGCCAGCACUCGCUGGUCAGCCAGCGGAUAGCUGGCAACAAGAGCUGCGAGUACGUCUAUCAGACGGUUCAGCGAUCAGAGGAUCUGCAUGCCAAUGCGCAGUACAAGCAGGCAAGGUGCUAUGGCGCUGACAAGGAGCAACAGCAGAUGUUGCUGCAGCCACCCAUCGGGUACUUCGAUCCGGAGCUAAAGAAACGGAAAGCAAGAGGGGGACGUGUGUCCACCGAUUAUGUGGACAAUAGUCCGGACCGAUAUCGGCCAGUCAAUUCCCCUGCACCAGAGCCGUCUUGGGAUAACAUACUCUCGGAACGCCCGGUCCAGUAUCAGACGACGAACCAGCACUAUCAGCACUAUUUUUCGUACUUUUACAACCGUGGAGCGGAUAAACAGUCCAAGCCAACGUUUGCCGCUGCCAAUAGCCGCAAACUGCCAAUGAGUAAAAUCCAAAGGGCCGGCGCCAGUCGCAGGGAUUCGCGAGAUGUCGAUGACACGGUUACUAUUGGGCGACGGAACAAUUCCGAGGACAGGAGCUGGCAGGGUCAAAAGUAUGAGAAGCACGUGCUAAAGGAGAAGCUGCCAAGCAAUGAUCUGGAAGCCGAUUACCUGGACAAUGGCUGGGGAGACCCUGAAAGCGGAGAGGACUACAGGGAUAUUAAAGAUGGCUAUGACCCUGUGGUUGUCAUUGACAAUGGGCUGGAGCAGGUUGGAGUACAUCGGCGUUACUGCAGAAUGACCGAAAAUACGAUCCUGGAUAACUCCGGAGACACCCUUAUUAACAACAACAAUAAUGAAUUGAAGGUUAUGCGUAAGUCGACGGAGCAGCCCGUGCCACGGUUGCCCAUGACGCCCAAGAGGGCCAAAGGUGGGGCCGCGUCUUCCAAAAAGCCAAUGCCCACGGUCCACCGAGUCCUGCUGUACAGCACACAGAGUCCACGGCUGGGCCGGAAGCAGCAGUUCAGCACCCAGCGGCUGAGUGCGAAGCAGCAGAGCGCCAAGGCACUGGGUGCAGGUGACGAGGGACAGACGGUCAUAUUGCUGGAGCCGGAACACAAACAGGAAGACCACCGCAGUGCCAUUGACUUCGAUCGUAAUGACGACUUCGACGAAGAUGAUGAUCUCGAUAAUCUUUCGAAUUUCGACGAAAGCGACACGGCGAGUGUUCUGUCAGACACUGAGGACGGUUAUCGCGCCCAUGCCUACAAGCUCACCCACUCUGUGGAUCGAUUUUUAUCGCCUCAAAGUACGCCCAGCUUUUUGUCAUCACAGUCUUCUGAGGAUGAUCUGAAAAAUCCGGAUUCCCUCCUGGUUCCCAGUUUGUUUCCCUACGUGCCCCCUUAUUUGUCCUUUUCGUCAAACACAAAACGAGGUCCUCGCGUGCCGCCGGAUCUACAUCGGGUUCUGAAGUGGCGCAUUACAAACAUAAUGCCCAAGGUAGUUCGUCUGAUCCUGGCCAACAGUGGAAUGCGAAUGCUUAAAAAAACCAACGACUGGAUGGGCGUAUGGGGAAAGCAUUUAAAAUCACCGUGUUUUAAGGCCAUUCGAUCGUAUCAGAAAAUCAAUCACUUGCCCGGUUCAUUUCGCAUCGGUCGAAAGGAUUCGUGCUGGAAAAAUCUGCAAAGGCAGAUGGGUAAGCACAGCAACAAGGAAUUCGGAUUCAUGCCACGCACAUACAUUAUCCCCAAUGAUCUGGGCGCCCUGCGCAGGCACUGGCCGAAGUAUGCCCAGCGAAAUACUAAGUGGAUAAUAAAGCCACCAGCCAGUGCUCGGGGUGCUGGCAUCCGGGUCAUUAACCGGUGGGGGCAGAUACCCAAGAGAAGGCCCCUUAUUGUACAAAAGUAUAUAGAACGACCGCUUCUUAUAAAUGGUAGUAAAUUUGACUUGCGUUUGUAUGUCUUGGUCACAUCAGUGAAUCCCUUGCGAGUAUUCAUGUACCACAACGGAUUGGCACGAUUUGCGUCAGUAAAGUACAGCGCUAAGGCGGAUACUUUGAAUGAUCGGUGUAUGCAUUUGACCAACUACAGCAUCAAUAAGUUUUCAUCGAACUAUUCGAAGAACGAAGAUGUUAAUGCCUGCCACGGACACAAGUGGACUAUCAAGUCUUUGUGGACGUAUUUGGCCAAUCGGGGAGUGCGUACCGACUGCCUAUGGGAGGCUCUCAGAAGUUUAGUCCUACGUACGAUUCUCGCUGGCGAGAAUGGCAUUAAUAGCAUGAUUAGAGCAAAUGUUGAAUCAAAGUACAGCUGCUUUGAGCUAUUCGGCUUCGAUGUUAUUUUGGACUCUGACCUGGUUCCUUGGCUUUUGGAAGUUAAUAUUUCUCCCAGUUUACACUCGGAAUUGCCUCUAGAUGCUCAUGUCAAAGCGCCUUUAGUGCAGGGCGUUCUUAAUACAGCACUGUACAACGUACCUCCAAAACUAUCGCUCGAUAAACAAAAAGAACUGGCAGCAGAAUUUUCCUUUCCUCCCGGCACACAAAUGUGCUACGACAAACGGCUUUACAUCAACUACUUGUCUCGCGAGGAAAAGAUCAAACAUAACACAUUUACCCGAAAAUCUAUGGAAGAUCGGAAUGAGUAUGUCAAUGCGAUCCUGAAUAAUCUGACCCCCGAUGAUGUGAGGUGCCUUAUAAUAGCCGAGGAUGAACUGGCGCGAUGUGCACCCCUGGAGCGCAUCUUUCCAACUGAUCAAACCCAUAAGUACCUUAAAUAUAACGACACUCCGCGGUAUUACAAUCGCCUUUUGGAUGCCUGGGAAUCGCGCUACGCUAACAAUCGCACAGAAGGGAUUGCGUUGUUGCGCGAUUAUUGUCAAAACAAAUAUCAUCUUCAAGUCCCAACACCUCCAGCCAAAAAGUAUAUUGAAGGUGAUCACACUGCAUAUUCCUUACACCUGUGUCCAGAACAAGACUUUCUUUCAACGUCAGGAUUACUUCAUCAAGUUUAUGAGAUGGAUUUUAAAGUGACAGUCGCUGCCAUCGUAUUAUUGGUAGUCAUUAUUGUUAUUAUUAGUGCAAUUACCUUAGUCUUAAUAACACAUGUAUAUAUUUGAUAUUUACUAUUUACUAUUAAUAAAUUCAGAUGUAUUUGUAAAUAGGCUAUUCAAAUACUUAAAUCAAAAUGUACUCUGUUGGGACAUUACCAAAAUUGCAUAAUUCGUAACUAAAUUGUGAUCUUUUUUUUAUAAUAGAUUGGAAUAGUGUUAUUGCUAAUACUGAAGUUAAUAUAUAAUUCUUAGUAAUCAGUAAAUAUGUUGUUAUUGAUUAAUUAUAGUAAACUGCCAAUUAUUUAAAUCAACAAUAAAUGAGGUGUUUACAAAGUCGAAUAUUAAUAAAGCCCAGUGAAAUCGCGGUUUACGUUAUAAAGAAA